This is a messenger RNA of Daucus carota subsp. sativus, 3208 nucleotides long. RefSeq names its product pentatricopeptide repeat-containing protein At2g30780-like. Bases 135 to 1697 code for a protein of 520 amino acids. NCBI's taxonomy places the organism in Eukaryota, Viridiplantae, Streptophyta, Magnoliopsida, Apiales, Apiaceae. Gene Ontology annotation, molecular function: mRNA binding; protein binding. The record is from RefSeq and is a predicted model, not a curated record. The transcript has 3 exons.
CACUAAUAAUAGUAACUGAUAUUCACAGAGUUCAUCACUCAUCGGCUCAUCCAAUUGACUCGAUCAGACCAUGUUAUACAAUACAACAUGAACUUUCAAUGUAGCCUGCAUGUACCUCCACACACAAAACUACAAUGAAGAGGGUUUGGAAGAUUUCAUCAGAAUCAGCCCAAUCAAAGCUAUCACUUCUUAAACACAAAACCCUCUUUUCUAAAACCCCAUUUUUAAUUACUAACAAUUAUUUCAUUAAACUCCGAUUUAACUGGCUCUUUUUGGCACAUUCUAAUUGUUCUCAAAGCGCUGUUCACUCUAAUGCAUUCCCAAACAUUGUUGGGUUGUUUGACAAUAGGUGGUCUAAUGCUGAAAUUCAAUCUAAGCAAGAUCUUGUGCAGAAGGUCUCUGUGUUACGAGACGAGUUGAUUUGGGUUAGUGGGUAUGGUCAAAAUGAGAUCUUUAGGGUGUUGGAUGAAAAGGGUAGGUGGUUUUUUAAGGGCUGUGCUAAUGGGAAUGCAUUUGUUGAGCUUUUGAGGCAGUUGGAGUCUUGGCCUCGUUGCGCGCUUGAAGUUUGUAAUUGGAGAAGGAAACUAGCAGAUGAUGACUUCCCGUUACCAAUGACAUCAGAAGAGUAUGCUAAAGCUAUCAGGAUUGCUGGUAGAUCAAGGAACGUUGCUCUUGCGGUUGAGCUUUUUACCGAGGCAGCAAACAAAAGAAUCAAGACAGCUACAACCUACAAUGCGCUUAUGGGUGCUUAUAUGCAUAACGAGUAUACAUAUAUGUGUCAGUUGCUUUUUCGGGAUUUUAAGAUGGACAAGUCUUGUAGGCCAACAGUUGUAACUUACAAUAUUCUUCUCUCUGUGUUUGGCCGGUUGAGGUUUAUUGAUCAGAUGGAAGCUAUGUUGCAGGAGAUGAAGAAUUUAAACAUUUUUCCCAAUCGGACUACUUACAAUGCGCUUAUUAGCGGGUAUUUUACAGCAUCGAUGUGGGAUAGCAUGGAGAAGACUUAUGCUGUAAUGGAGGCAAGAGGCAUAAAGCCUGAUGUAAACACCCACAUGAUGAUGCUUCGAGGAUAUGCAUAUUCUGGUGAAUUGAAAAAGAUGGAAGAGAUAUAUGAGCUAAUUAGUUACCAUCUUCUUGAGCACAAGGAAUUUUCACUGAUAAGGGCAAUGAUAUAUGCUUACUGUGAGAGCACUAGCAGCAAUAGAGUAAAUAGGAUUGAGGAAUUACUUGGGCUAAUUCCGAAGAAUGAUUAUAAGCCUUGGUUGAAUGCGAUUUUAAUUAAGUUAUAUGCCCAAGAGAAUAUUUUGGAUGCGAUGGAAAGCUAUAUAGAGGAGGCCUUUGAGCGUUGCACCUCCAUCACAACAGUAAAUGUAAUGCGUUGUAUAGUUUCUAGCUAUUACCGAGCCAAUGCCGUGGAUAAGCUUGCAAACUUUGUUAAGCGUGCAGAACGUGCUGGGUGGAAAAUCCGCCGCUCCUGGUAUCACUGUAAAAUGAUCCUGUAUUCAUCACAAAAUCGUCUUGCUGAAAUGGAGGGUGUUCUUUAUGAGAUGAAAAACUUAUGUAUACAGACCACCCCAGGAACUUUUCUUAUAUUGCACAGAGCCUACUUAGAACAUGGACAAAAGCAUAAACUUGACCAGGUUUUGGGAGUUAUGUGUACGCAUGGAUAUGGAAUUCCAAGCAAUACAGUGGAAUCAUAAUGCUUUUUCAAUAUAUGCACCCUGAGGGCAUAGCCAAUAACUGCAUGUGUUUAUUCCUUGGACACCUUCAUGAAGUCGUGAACCAUGUAAAUUGUUGGAUGUCAAGGACACAAUAAGAUCUGCUGCGAGUGUGUAUUGCACAUCACAUCAGUACACACUCUGCAACAAUAUGACAACCCUUUAGUGAGAUGUUUAUAUACACCUUAUUUACAGUAAACAUAAAAUUCAGAGAUGUUGCAUUUGCAUGCUCUGUAAACAAUAAGCCUUGAAGGACCAUUAAUUGUUGGUAGAUCAUUGUUGGUUCUAGAGAAGUUCUCUGGAGAAUUAUUUUCCUUGAGUAGGUUGUCAACGAAGUCACUGCUGAUAAUAGAGAAUGCCUAAUAUUUGGUUCAGGAUAAGGAACUAUCAGCGCCAUAGUGCUCAAAGGAGGCAGGUGCGGAUACAAUAAUCUGUUUGGACUAUGGGCAGGUAUAAAUUCAGGGCACAUGUAUAAUCUGUUUGGUACUAUCCUAUGAAGUGAUCUUGCUGUUUGUCUAUCUCUCGACUAAUUGCUGUUCAUGUAGGAUGCAGUUUGAAAUGUUGUUUAAAACCUGUUAUAAUUUUGUUAAUAUUCAUAACUAGGAUACAAAUAGUUUCCAAUGCUUGAAAUGAUUUAUUAAAUUGCAUCUCAGCUCCAUGAAUCAGAUAAUAUAAAUAGUUUCAUCUUUUUGUAUUUGGCGGUCUGGGAUCUUUAUCCUUGUCGCUGAAUGAAUUUUUUGCCCUCUGGUUAAGGAACUUUGUAGCUUGACCUUGUGUUUGGACUAUUAUGAAUCUUAUUCCAUCUGUUUUCUUGAUGACAGGUUCCUUGGUCUGUACAGUAUAAUUAGAAUUCCAAGUGAAAUUUUUACAAUGUUAUUAGCACAAAAUUGGAUUACAAAUAAAUCUCAGAUACAUAGAUUACUUGUUCUAAUUAGUUGUUUAUAUUCAAUAUCGUCUCUAUUUUAUUAAUUAUAUAGGAGCCACUGGAUGAACUAACUCGAAAAUUCAGAAAUAUAUAAACACGCGUGCACACUGCACAUCUAAGGACAAGCUUCAAAUCCUCGACCAGAUGAGCCAAGAGAUCAUCGGUAGAUAAGAUCCGAACAAUGUACAUUUUUUCUGCAGGACGAUAUCAUCAGAACAAGAGACCGUUACCAGAAGUAUUUACAUUUGAGACGCUUGGGACAAGUAUGGCAAAUAAAUAAUCAGACCAUGUGAGGACAGGGGUAUAAAGAAAUUGUGAAAGUAAUGUGAAAUUACCCUUUCUAGUUAUACGACAAUAAUGAAGUGAGAUUCCUUGUACACAAACAAUUCCAUCUCUUCGGUUCUUGCAGCACUAGUAGUGUGUUGGGUGCUGUACUGCUGUAUCUAACAUCAUCAACAUCAUUUCAUGUACAUGAUUUUUCACACUUGUCAAGAAAUGAUAAAAAGACAAAUGACAAUCCAUCAGUCACUUCAGUUGUACCAAACUCUAACAUCUUGAAAUAACACAG